GAGUUGAUCCAGAAACACACCCACACAUGCAGGAGUGUAGGAUUAUUGAGAUUAUUUUAAAGCCUUUUUAACUCCUUAUCCAGGCAGGAGAGAUGAAUUCUCCCUACUUUUGCGCUCUUCACCCCGCGCUGUGUUUGGAUCUUCACCAGCAGGUGGCGCAGCGGUACCGCCUUCACACACACACCGUCACUGUGGCCGAGAGACUCGUAGAGCUGAUCCUCGAGGCACGCGACGGUGGUCUGCAGAAGCAGCGGAGGAGCAGGACGGCUUUCACUGUGUCACAGCUGCAGGCGCUGGAGAAAGCUUUCCAACAAACUCAGUAUCCUGACGUGGCCAUGAGAGAGAGGCUGGCCGUCUGCGUCAACCUCCCCGAAGCACGCAUUCAGGUAUGGUUCAAGAACAGGCGUGCAAAGUUCCGCAAGGGACAGCGAUUCACUCCUCUACCGAGAAAAAAGACUCUGGAGAAUCCCAAACAAACCAAAGCUGAGCUUGAAGAAGAAGAGAAACACCCCAAGCAAGAAACAGUCAUUUCGGACAUCAGCGCUAGUCGUGUCAUAGACGACACGGCACGUUUCCAGUUUCCGUCUCGGCUGAGUUCUCCGUCCUCUCUCCAGCCGUUUGUUUAUGGAGAACAACACAAGUAUCCAAGCCUUCUCUCCACUGCUCUGCCUUUUCCCUUCUUACCCAUCACACAUCCUCAAAGCAGUGUACCAGACGUCACGGCGAUACAUAAAUGCAGCAGCCUUGGGCUACACAUUAAAUCCAUGGCGCAUCCAUGUCUGGACUUGUAGCUGCACCACCCAAAAAAUAAAAAUAAAAAUAAAAACCCUAAACCUUGCUGAGCCAGUUAUCGCUGUGAACAGAGGAACAGGUGCUCCUGAGUCGGACUGCAACCUGACAGAGAGUUUACGUUAGGCCUGUAGUGUUUUUAAGCGCUGUUGAACGACCCCUUGA
Molecule: messenger RNA, 954 nt
Organism: Clarias gariepinus (North African catfish)
Lineage: Eukaryota; Metazoa; Chordata; Actinopteri; Siluriformes; Clariidae
Gene: dmbx2
Exons: 4
Coding region: 93-791 (232 amino acids)
Biological process (GO): regulation of transcription by RNA polymerase II
Molecular function (GO): DNA-binding transcription factor activity, RNA polymerase II-specific; RNA polymerase II transcription regulatory region sequence-specific DNA binding
Source: RefSeq, a predicted model, not a curated record